AUGGGGUCCCACAACAGACACGCAGGGUCAGGAGUGGGAGGGGCAGGUGCCUGGACAGGCAGGGGAGUGCACAGCGGCCAGACCCACACAAGAGUGGACCAGGAGGCCAGUGUGGCUGGAAAGACCAGGCUUCUCACUCUGCCACCCCCACCCCCACCGCCUUCCUCCAGCCCCAGGAUGGGACGGGCUAGGCGCCUUGCCUGGGAGCCCAAGCAUGUGCCUAGUGACCUCCAUGGCAGCCAGCCUUCAUCCACCCUGGAGGGCCAAGUCCUCCACCACUUGGUCCAGGAGGAGCACCUGGGGCCCACGGUGGCAGAGCUGGAAGACCCACGGCAGAUGCAGCUGGCCCCAGAGACAAAGGGAGGGCUGGCUUUGUGGCUACAGCGAGUCCAGGAGCUCUUUCAGACCCCUGUGCUGGAGCUACGGCUGGUGUCACCUGCUUCAGCCCCUGCAGAGCUGGAGGACAUCCCAGCAGAGGCCUCAGCUCUGAGGCAAGGCCUGGAGCUGGAGCCCCAUGAGCCCUCAGGCAUGGGGCCCGGAGCAACUGCCCUAAUGGUACCAGGCCUUGCAGAGCCAGAGCCAUGUACAGACUCCAUGAGCCCCUGGGACAUCCCAGGAGUAGUCUCAGCCCUGGUGCCAGGCCCCAAGCUGGAGCCCCAUGAGCCCUCGGGCCUGGGUCCUGUGACACCUGCAGGAAUGGCACCAGGCCUGGCAGAGCCAGAGGUGGACCCAGAGCCCACCAGCCCCUGUGUCGCGAUCACCCAGGAUGUGUGGAGGAAGGAGGAGUGGAUUAUUCUGGCAUUUCCCCAUGGCCUCGUGGCUGAGCAGCUGACCCUGACCUGUGCGGCCUCCACAGCCUCCACACUUCAGAGGCCCCUGCCAUGGACUGACUGUGUUGGAGACACAGAUGCCAACAAAGGCUCUGGGUGGAGUUGUUUUGGGGGAAACUGCACCUGA
Manis javanica (Malayan pangolin) is the source of this 957-nucleotide messenger RNA. The record is from RefSeq and is a predicted model, not a curated record. NCBI's taxonomy places the organism in Eukaryota, Metazoa, Chordata, Mammalia, Pholidota, Manidae.